Messenger RNA from Patiria miniata (bat star), 1221 nucleotides. RefSeq lists its product as uncharacterized. NCBI's taxonomy places the organism in Eukaryota, Metazoa, Echinodermata, Asteroidea, Valvatida, Asterinidae. The record is from RefSeq and is a predicted model, not a curated record. The transcript has 9 exons. The coding region runs from base 171 to 605 and encodes 144 amino acids.
CUCAAUUAUCGGUCCUUCGUUACCACAUUCGUAAGCUCUGCACCGUCCAUUUACAUCUCCAAAAAGUAUAAAAGGUCUGGUCCUUUCUCCAAAUAGACAUUCCGGCGAUUGUCGUCAACUAGCAAGCUUAUCUCUACUUCAGGAGCACAACAGCGUCAACUUCAUUCAAGAUGAAGGCUUAUAUCUGCUUGGUCGUUCUGGUGUGCCUAGGCUCUGUCUUCGCGGCUGAAACUAACAAAGCCGACGAGGUUGCUGUGAAACAAUAUCAAGGAGCACCCUGUGGUUAUGAUUUUCCACCGUGCGAUCCCGGCUUGACCUGCAUGCCAUGGGGAGUGUGCGACUUUGCUCGCAAGAGAAUGGCAAAUGUUGAAGCCGACGAGGUUGCUGUGAAAAAAUAUCAAGGAGCACCCUGUGGUUAUGAUUUUCCACCGUGUGAUCCCGGCUUGGCCUGCAUGCCAUGGGGAGUGUGCGACUUUGCUCUCAAGAGAAUGGCAAAUGUUGAAGCCGACGAGGUUGCUGUGAAGCAAUAUCCAAGAGAUCGCUGUGGUUUUGACUCACCGUGCCAUCCCGGCUUGGCCUGCAUGCCAUGGGGAGAUUGCGAAUAAGCUCGCAAGAGAAUGGCAAAAUAUUGAAGAUUCCAAAUGCCAACAGCCUUGGGAUGAUGAAGUCGCAAUUGAUUAUUUAUUACGGUGUAGGGAUUAAGUUGUAUUGUCUUUGCCUUGUUCGAGUUAAAUGAGACUUUUUGCAUCUACAUGUAAUUGAAAUUCCCACAAGGAAUAAAAGUUGACAAAGCUAACUCCCGUGAGUAAAUUUAUGACAUAUUUUUCGAUUACUAUUUAAUCUGAUCCUAAUCAGAAUCUUUAUCUGGAAAUGAACAACAACACCCGAUGGGUGUCACGAUUGUGAAGCUACCACUGCGAGUUUCUCUGACACAACUUCCUCCUUUGCAUCGCAUUUAUUUAGCAUGUUGUCUUGUUAUUACAUAGGCCUUUCUUUACAGCUUGCUGAAAUCAGUUUUCGCUUACAAGACAUUAUACAGUGAAUUAUGAAGACUUAAAACUGACCUGUAGGCAGAUGAAACAAAUCACACGCUAUAUCUGAACUAAACAAAAGCAUGAAAAGUCAUUCUGGGUGGUGGGUCUUAAUUAUUGUAAUCACACUUUUAAGAUUUCUGUUGAAUAAAUGCUGUUGGCAUGGUAUGAGCUCCUGCGACCAAAGUUA